Malania oleifera is the source of this 1221-nucleotide messenger RNA. Its product is annotated as nicotinamidase 1-like. Gene Ontology annotation, biological process: pyridine nucleotide salvage. The record is from RefSeq and is a predicted model, not a curated record. NCBI's taxonomy places the organism in Eukaryota, Viridiplantae, Streptophyta, Magnoliopsida, Santalales, Ximeniaceae. The transcript is spliced from 6 exons. Bases 234 to 956 code for a protein of 240 amino acids. Gene Ontology annotation, molecular function: nicotinamidase activity.
GUGAAAGAUCAUUCCAGGUACAAAGAGGGUUUUUGCAUGAGAAGAUGAUAAACUUGUUGACUUCUGUAGCAAAAGGACAAGAAGAGAUGUUUGAAGUUUGAACAGUGGCAGCUCAAUCAUGGACGGGUGCGUACCUGUACAGAUGGUACAGAGUUGGGAGCAGCCAAAUUGCCUUUUGUGAACCCCUCCACUGAGCUGGGCGUGUUCGUUUGGAGAGAGAGAGAGAGAGAGAGAUGGUAUCUGGGACGGUUGAUUUGGUGAAGAAAGAGCUUCCUCUGGAGCAAGAAUCGGUGGUGUUGGGUGAAGAUGGCGUUAGGGCUGGUCUGGUGCUGGUGGACAUCAUCAAUGGUUUCUGCACCGUUGGAGCUGGACCCCUGGCGCCGAGAGAGCCCAAUAAACAAAUAACAGGAAUGGUGAAUGAAUCAGCAAGGAUAGCAAGGGUGUUCUGCCAGAAGAAAUGGCCCAUCAUGGCAUUCCUUGAUUCUCAUCAUCCUGACAAACCAGAGUACCCAUACCCUUCUCAUUGUAUUGCUGGCACUGAUGAAUCCAAUUUGGUUCCUGAUCUAAAAUGGCUGGAAAAAGAAGCAAAUGUAACAAUAAAGCGCAAGGAUUGCUAUGAUGGGUAUGUGGGUUCAACCGAGGCUGAUGGCUCAAACGCGUUUGUCGAAUGGGUGAAAACCAACCAGAUUCAGCUUCUGCUGGUUGUAGGAGUAUGCACAGAUAUAUGCGUGCUGGAUUUCGUGUGCUCGACAUUGUCGGCGAAAACCAGAGGAUUCCUCAGCCCCUUGGAGAAUGUAGUGGUGUACUCUGGCGCCUGUGCCACAUUUGAUAUUCCUCCUCACAUAGCCACAAACACCAAACAUGCCAUGCCUCAUCCCCAGGAGCUUAUGCAUCACAUAGGUCUGUACAUGGCUAAAGAAAGGGGAGCAAAAAUAGCAAGGGAAGUAUUGUUCUGAUACCCAAAAAUAGAGCCACUAUAAGCUACAUGUACAUGUAGCUGUGGUCAGUGCUGUGCUCGUGCUUGAAGCAGUGUUAUAUGUAUGUUUCAUGUCAGCCAUGUUUAUAGUUUGCCUAAUAAAAAGGCAACAUUGUAUGCCUAUAAACUCACCUUGCAGACAUGCAAUAAACAGUGCUUAAACUGGAAGGUAAAAAAAAAAAAAGACAAAAAAAAAGAAGAUGCAAUGUGUAUGUAUCAUAAAUAAUGUUGUUAUUGUUGAGUUA